Molecule: messenger RNA, 3437 nt
Organism: Marasmius oreades (fairy-ring Marasmius)
Lineage: Eukaryota; Fungi; Basidiomycota; Agaricomycetes; Agaricales; Marasmiaceae
Exons: 3
Coding region: 123-3155 (1010 amino acids)
Molecular function (GO): protein binding
Source: RefSeq, a predicted model, not a curated record
CACUUAUCUCUAUUACGCUAACGAACUACCGUAACGAAUUACUUCACGGUUUACUACGCCUACUGCUCCUCUCAAUCUCCAUCCACAUCUUACUUACCUUCUACUUUCUACAUGUUUAGCUCAUGAAGCUACCACGGUUGAUAAUUAACCUGGUCAUAGUGAAUCUCAUUCUCAGCUACCGAGCGAGUGCGUAUACUGCGACACCAAGAUGGGGUCAGGCCACGGCAUUAGUGAACGAUGCUCUUUUCGUUCAUGGAGGGUUUUCAGAUCCAUCGAACGCUUAUUCUUACACCAGUGCUCCAAUAAUCAAUGACUUGUUAUAUCUACCACUUUCAUCGUCAUUCGAUAUCUCUGAUCCUCCAUGGGUCCUUAUCAGCAGCUCUUCCAACUCGUCAACCAAACCCGGCCCAGCCUUAGCUUGGCACACACUUUCGCCAGUCAACACCACAGAAAUUCUGCUAUUUGGGGGUUUACCGGCAAUAAGUUCCCCCACAGUGUUAACUCUUAGGGCAGAUUCAGCUUGGUGGUUGAAUAUCUUCAACCGUCUCGUUCCUUCAUGGUGGCAAGGUCCGAUGUCUUGGGCCGACGAACCUAUACGACGAAUACAUCAUACUGCCACAACGACGACCAAAGGACUUGUCAUCAUUGUGGGAGGAGAGAGAGCUGAUGGAUCCAAAAUCACCUUUUCUGAGCACUACCUUUUCGAUCCAAACGCUCCAUCCUUUACCCAACUCUCCGCCACAAAUUCACCACCAGGGAUCACAGGUCAUGUUGCAAUCCUUCUUCCCGACGGGAGACUUCUUGUUUUCGGCGGGGUCAAUUCACAAACUAGUGAUCUAAUAUCAUUCUCGACCAUAUGGGUGCUUGACACCAGUUCCAUGAGCUGGGCUUUAUUGGCCGUAGCUACUGAUACCCUUCCAAACCCUAGGCGUGCAUUUGCAGCUGUUCUUAUCGCGGGCGAAAAGAUUGUCAUACACGGAGGUAGCGACGCAACGUUUCAAACAACAUACAGCGAUGGGUGGAUACUCGAUACCACUCAGAACCCUGCAACCUGGACCCAGAUUGAUUCUUUAAAUCAACUUGGGGGGCGCCGUGAUCAUUAUGCCGUGUCUUCCGGUGAUCAAGUCAUUUUUGGCUUCGGAUAUGGUGCGUUUGGCCCAUCAACUGCGGGACCCAUAGUCUGGAAACCCUCAGAUGGCUCAUUUCCGACCACCUAUUCGCCUCCAAGUCCCUCCUCGGUGACAAGGACCCUACCUGGUCCGACUCAAACAUCCGAUUCGAAUCACCCGAAUCACUCAGGUGGUGGUGGUGGUACAGGAAACCCUUCAGGAACUUCUGAUCCCAACCAGCCUACCACGCCUCCCUUGAAUGGCGAUGAUAACAACAAAGACAAAGCGAAGAAGACCACCGCUAUUGCGGUCGGAACGAUAGUCGGUGCUUUGGCACUGCUUGCUGGAGGAGUGCUGGUAGUCUACUAUGUGCGCCGUAAGGGAUCGUCCGAAGGACAGCGAUUCAGUUUACUCAAUGAAGACGAUCCUGAUAUCUCUCACAUGGCUGGUGGAGCUGUUGCAGCUUACCCUUUUGGUGACAAGGCGCCUAGCGGCGCAGCUCGCUGGAGACCUAUAAGGAGUUGGAAUGUCGGAGGUGCACUGACAGCUGUUCCUGCUGGGAUUAUUGGCAUUGCGGGAGCUAGACGGACACAGCAGCGAAGGGAUAUGCUCGCAGACGAAGAUACUCGUGAAUUUGGGUGGAACGACUGGCGUGGUAAAAAUAAUAGCUCUUGGUCGAUCAUGAGCAUUAUGAAGGGAUCAAGGACUCGACAGCCGAGCCAUGGGAGUUACUCAAGUUACGCUAAUCUUGGAACCGGCACCCCAAGAAGGGAAAAGAGUGACCCAUUUUCUGAUGGCGCGUCGCUCCUUCGAGACGACGAGAUUGGUUUUGUCGGAGCUGCUGCUCCUGGUCAGGGCACUACCAGACCCUCCACUCGCAGAGAAAUAAGUCAUGCAAGCGCACGCAGUAGCUGGAGCUACAUAGAUCCAUUUGCGGACCCCAUACCUGAGGAAUACACUGAUAUACCGGAGUCUUCACUACCAAAGCGCCCACGUCCAGAACCUACUCAGCCACUGACCAUUCAAACCGUCUUACCCUCAGUGCGAGAAGUACAUGUACUCAGCCCAGUCACCGAAGCAUCCCGAGGUAGCCAAUCUCAAUCUGACCUAACCUCGACGCAGUCAUCGUACAACCACUCCAACGAUCACUCGCUGACACCGCUUGAGAGUGGCUCUCGUACUUCACAGACUUCCUAUAAUCCUACACUUUACGGCCAACGGCCUUCUUCCCUCAUAGAUUCCUCUUCUUCCCAGCCAGUCAGGAGGAGCGAUUCGUGGUGGUCACGAUUUUCACGGACGGCAUUCUUAGACCGUCGCGGAAGUGGGUCUCGACAUGGUGGGAUGUAUGACAUCCGUGAUCCUAAUCCUCCACCACGUUUGGUCCCCAUCGAAGAAAAUCAAAACUCCGGCUCUGCGGGAAGCGGAGAUUCACCUGGGUCAAAGCGCGCGAAUUCUGUCAAGCGAGCGCUUUCGAGAAGGGGAUCAAGAAUGUACACAGCCGGUCACGGAAAAUCAAUAUCAUCCAUACAGACUGCGAAUACAGAUGCAUUGGAAAGAGUGGCUGGUAUGGAUGUCGUGCAACGUGAAAGGACAGGGAGUGAUAGCCGUAGGGAAAGUAGCGGUAGCUACGAGUCUUCAUGGAUUACCGAGGACAGUGGUCCUCUCUCUAACGUUGCCCAUGGAGUGGAUAUGUCUUUCAGUUUGAUAUCACCUGCUGAAAUGACAUAUACGGAGGCCUCCGCCGAUGGGCCGUCUCCGUCAGUUCCCCCGCCAGUGGCCAAGCCUCCCUCCAAAAAUACUCCUAGUCCACCGCUUUCGCCUUCUUCCUCUGGCACUUCCUUGAGUAGCCCUCCACCACGACCGACGUCAGGCUCCGCUGUUGCCGCUCGCGUCGAAGCUUAUGAGCGACGCAUGUCCCAAUCCGAAGAGACGAAACCUGUCACCACUGGCAAAAGGAGGCAUUCAGCAACGAGUUAUGGCCUCGCACCUCGUCCUAGCCUAUUUGUCGCAAAUCCAGACCACAGUGCCGGACCUCCUGAAGACUGAUGUGUAUUCCUUCUUUGCCCCUUUUCUUUUUCACUGUGUUGUAUAUGGUGUGUGUGUCUAAUCAUUGUUACCCCCUGUAUUGCAUUCCACCCGGACAGUAGAGCUUACGUAUUUCCUUUAUUUUCAUUUUCUGUCACCUUUUUCAUUUUCACGACUUAACGACGCACGCACACACGAACUCUUCUAUUGUUCUGACUGGACUAGUCACCUUUCUCAGCGUACCGGUUCACUCUAAAUAAACAUAUACCGUUCUCUGGAGCAACUUUGCAUUCAGUUCGUGCG